CCACCGACGUUGUAAGGACGAGAAAAAAGGCUACGAGGCUGACCAAUAAGGCGGAUUACAGGUUUACCUUUUGGACAUGUCCGAUGUCGUCAUUGGGAAAGCACUGUAGCAUCGCCUUGCAUUUCAUUCCUGACAAAAAUGGAUCACCGUUGGCUGGGAGUACGAACUGAUGCGGGAAUGUCAACAUUAAAACAACUUGAUGGAGAAAACUAGAAGAGUUCCUUUAAGAUGACACGCACAGACUUGCCUGACAUACUAAUAUCAGCUGUGCAUCAAGAUAUAAAAGUCGUCCCCAUUUCUUCACACUACAAGUCCUUGCAACCUUCCAGACAAUGUGAUUCCCUGAAAUACAGCACACUGGAGGACAAUCAGAAUAAUUAUAAUAAGAGGCACUGCCGUACCUUUGACUGCAAGUCACUGGAGUACCCAAAAUCUUACAAAUACUCAAUGGAAUCCCCAUACAGGAGGGCUGAUAGGCAUGCAGCCAACCCAGAUGUUGCCUGGAAUGCCUUGGACCGCCAGCAGAGAUACCGCUUCUCUGCUCCAGACAUUUUCAGCAAUAGGUUGACUCCUCAACCAAUGGGUGCAGAUAUGGCAAGUGAGGUAGUUAUUACUGAACACAAGAGAAGGACCAGGUCAAAAAGUGCGCCCAGAGUCCAGACCAGUCUCACUUCUGUGUCUUUUGAAGGGUCUUCAUCUGCAGGGAGGAGGGGCAGAGAGGCCCAAAGGGCUCCAAGGGACUCUCACUGGAGGCCAGAAGUGUCACCACGUAGGGAGUCCUCCUAUGCGGCAACUAGGGCUCAUAUGCAUGAAGUACAUCCUAUUAAGUUGCAGCCUCAAAUGAGUGACACCAGCAGAUAUUCACCCCUUUAUGUUGCAGAUGGUUCAGAGGAUGGAAGGCUGGACAAACCAGCCACUAGCCCUCAUGUCAGAUGCCGGGUGGACAUCAAACCCGAUGAGGCAGCAUUACCGCAUUCUGGAACAAAACAGACAACACCUCAAGUGGACAUACCCUGGCAGAGAUACCACAGUGGGGGCAGUAGGAGCCUUACAGUGCCACGCCAUUUCUCCUACUCUAGAACACCAACUCCCACUGACUCAUUUGGCAAUGAGUGUAGGCAAGCAUACCAGUAUUCCCGCAGCAUGCCAAGUAGUUACCCACAACCCAUGGAGAUUCCUCUGCAAAGGAUGCCAUCGCCAGGUGAUUACUAUGGUAGGGAACGCAGAGCGCAUUCCAGUCCUAAUGUGCCAACAAAGUUCUUUUAUGCAGAUGAUGCAGGGAGGUAUGUUACUACAGCCCCUCCUCAACCAAGUUCUUACUUUCAUGACGAUCGGUAUAUGCCAGGGCAAACUAUUACUCCCAAAGUACAAUAUGUAAAUGAUCCAAGGACUCGUAUGGUGCACGCUGUAGGAGCCAGACCCUAUUUUACUGAGAUGGAUCCAUAUCCAUACUCUGUGCAGGCUGCAUAUCCUAAACCCUAUGCAGCAAAUGAGCCAGGGCCAUAUAUCAUCCAGACGCCCCCAACAAGAACAUUUUAUGGGGAUGAUCCAAGGACUUAUCAAAUCCAGACUACUCCGCCAAGGAUUUUCUAUCCCACUGACAUGUAUGCAGUGCCACCAGAGCAUCAUAUCCCAGCAAGGGCAUAUUACACAGAGGGACGAAGACAUGCUCGGGUUGUUCAGCCACAAACAGAAGAGUGGUAUGGCUCAGAUGCAUCUGGAUAUUCCACAAAUCCUGCUUCCUAUGUAUCCCAAGUCACUCCAACCAGGGUUAGGCAAGAGCCCAUGUUGACACCCUGGUAUGCCAACCCAUGCAUGGAACCACAAAGAAUUGGCACAGAUUCCAAACCUUACUCAAGGUCUUGGGACAAUAUUCUCAAUUCUCGUGUAGAACGGGAACAGCCUCUUCCAGUCCAACGUGGUCAGAGCUAUGAUAACCUUCUUGACCCCAGGAAGCCUGCAGCAACAAUCACAGAUGACAAGCCACAACCAGUGGUAGUCAAUCUCUCUAGUUCACCAAGACGCUAUGCAGCCUUAUCCAUGUCUGAUAACUCCUUGAUUGACAAAAGCCCAACAGAGGCAUCAAAGAGCACUACCAGUAAACUCUGGUUUGUCACUCCUGAGAUAACAAUAACUGAUAAUGAUAUUCGACCAGGUAACCUUAGUAAGUCUGAAGGACGGUCUGCCAGUUGGGAUAUUCUGGACUCUAGAAGCACUGGUGCCCCAGAAACCUCUCAGCAUGACACCAUGUCUUGCUUUGCAAACUCAACCAAAGAGAAGACACAUGACAGCGCCUCUCUACAACAAAGCCUCGAACAACUUGAUGAGCUCCUAGCAGACCUUGUGACUGACUACAAGCCACCCAGUCGCAGGGCAAGUGAGGACAUUCUGGAUCAACUGAAGAAGCUGAUCGAUGAGGAAGAGGCAGCAUCUUUAUCCAGAAAAAGUUCAAAGGCAGGGUCAGAGGAACCAACUCCUCUUGACAAGCAGCCCACCUCAGUAAGAAUAAAUCCUGAUGCUUUCCGAGAUAUGGACGGGGGCAGUGAUGCAAUGAAGAGUGCAGAUGAGUGCUCUCCAGACCAGAGCCCAGAUGAGGAUGAUACAAUGAUGUGUUCAAACAAUAAAUGUCGCCGGACAGAGACCUUGUUUAAUGCUUGCCUGUACUUUAAAUCCUGCCACAGCUGCUAUACCUACUACUGCUCCCGCAACUGUCGCAGGGAGGACUGGGACAUUCACAAAGAGAGCUGUCUGUAUGGAAGAAUUGGCAGCAUUUGUCGUCAUAUCAUCAAGCACUGCCGGGAGACUGUUGAUGUCCACAAAGCCUUCUCCCGUAUUGCCAAAGUGGGCUUUCUUUCCAGGGGAAGAGGCGUCCUCUUCCUUGGUUUUCCAAACCCUGGGUCAUCCAGUAAUUUUCUGCAGUAUGGCUUGGAUAGCCUCUUAAUGUCCCCAACAUACCUCUCCCUUCGAGAGCUAGAGAGCUUCAAGGACAACCUAGGGGAGUACUGUAAGGAGCUGCAAGAGGCUGGUAAAGAGUAUGACCCAAACGAAUGUUUCCUCUUGAAUGUAUCCAUUGCUGUCGGUGAGCAAUUGCCUGAUGGACCAUCACCAAGGAACCAGGCUCCAACUGUCAGGAAGUAUGCCAAGGUAGCACUGGCUUCCUUUAGCCCGGAGAGAAAGGUUCACAAGAAAGAAAGUGACAUGGAAACAUUGAUCCUCACACCACCCCCAGGCACAGCAGAUAUUGACAAAGAGGGGGAGGAAGGCAGGAAGGCCAGGGAAAUAUGUUUCAUCAAUAUACAACGGGAGUUAAGGAUUCGAGGGGUUUUCCUACGCCAUGAAUAUCCACAGGUUUAUCAGCAGCUCUGUGAGUUUGUGGAAAGUAACAGAAGGUUCACACCCACAACUAUUUAUCCUAUUGACAAGAGGACAGGUAAGCAGUUCAUGUGCAUGAUCAUGGCUGCCUCUGAGCCUAGAACACUCGACUGGGUAGGCACCCCCCAUCUCCUUGAUGACAUCAUUUAAGAGCACCUUUUGUUGUAAAUAUAUAUGUAUAGAAAUACAUAUAUAUUGUUAUACAUAUUUCUAUAUCAAUCUGAUUAUAAACAUUUGAAGAUAAGUAUUUUGUUAUCAAAUAGAUAUAUAUUCAUGUCUGCGUGAUCAGUAUUAUUCACUAUUAGAAUAUUGCCUGUCAGAUGCAGAAUGAGUGCAGUAUAUUGUUUAUUAAUUUUUGACUUCUGAACAAAUAUAUACCGUUUCCACCACAAGAGUCAUUUAUCUGUAGCCUGCUCUGAUUUCCUGUUACAAAACUCCCCCACAUUCCUUUUGGCAGGGAUUAUCUAUACUCACAUUUUGGUAUUUUGAUUUGAUCUCAACUUACUAGCAAAUACAUUGUUUGAGACCUAGGUUCUUAAAAUGAGAUAUUAUGUCCAUUCUUAUGUGUGAGUAUAAAGUGACUAUUUUUCAAGAGUAAUUUUAAUGGCAUAUCAUGCAGAAAAUAUUAAAGUUAUUAUUUUCUUAGCUACAUCAAUACUUUCUAUGCAAAGAUGCUUAAUGGGUUAAGUACCACAUUCCUGUAAAAUGAGCUGUUUCUGUUAUAUAUUACAUUAUAUUAUAUUAUAUUAUAUUAUAUUAUAUUAUAUUAUAUUAUAUUAUAUAAAAUAUUUUAAGAUUUUAUUGAAAUUGUGAUGUUAAAACCGGUGGCAACAUAGAUCCUCAUUUACUCUAAGAAUCUGAAAUUGCAAAAGGACAGCCAUGUUAGUGGAAUCAUCUACAAAAACAGGUAAAGGCAUGAAGUCUUACUGCUGCUGCGAUGGGAGUACUAAACUGUAAGUUGUUGACUUAUUCCUCUUUACUGAACCUAAUGGCAUGUGCUGGGGAAAGAAUUAAUUCAGUAGUGCUUUAAUGUUGCUUGCAGAAUUACUGGAGCAAUACUGGACUUGAAGACAAACUCCACAAUGAAUACUAAAAUGGUGCCAGAUAUCAGCCACACAGUGGGUGUUGGCCUGUACUGUUCAGUUUGAAACACUGUGAAUAGUGAAAGACAGAUUUUCAUCUACUACAAAAAAACAAAAAACAAAAACUGGUACGAAACCAAGAAACCAUGCAAUUUUCUGUAAACAUAAGCUGAUGAGUGGUAUUUUGAGAUAUAU
Molecule: messenger RNA, 4649 nt
Organism: Myripristis murdjan (pinecone soldierfish)
Lineage: Eukaryota; Metazoa; Chordata; Actinopteri; Holocentriformes; Holocentridae
Gene: ajm1
Product: apical junction component 1 homolog
Exons: 2
Coding region: 229-3522 (1097 amino acids)
Biological process (GO): cell-cell junction organization
Cellular component (GO): plasma membrane; apical junction complex
Source: RefSeq, a predicted model, not a curated record